GCCGCCUCCUCCCGCACGGACCCAUGAACCAGCCGGGCGGCGCGGCGGCUCCGCAGGCUGACGGAGCCAGUGCAGCCGGAAGGAAAAGCACGGUGGGCAGGGAGCGCUUGAAGCGCAGCCAGAAGACCACCAAGGUGGAGGGUUCAGAGUCCGUGCCGGCUGAGGCCUCGCUGAGUGCCGAGCAGGGAACGAUGACGGAGGUGAAGGUGAAGACGGAGCUACCCGAUGACUACAUCCAGGAGGUGAUCUGGCAGGGUGAGGCCAAGGAGGACAAGAAGUCAGUCAGCAAGGAUGGGACCGGGGACGUGCCCGCCGAGAUCUGCGUGGUGAUCGGCGGCGUCCGCAACCAGCAGACCCUCGGGUCCUAUGAGUGUGGAAUCUGUGGCAAGAAGUACAAGUACUACAACUGCUUCCAGACCCAUGUACGGGCACACCGAGACACUGAAGCCACCUCAGGGGAGGGAGCCUCCCAAGGCAACAAUUUCAGGUACACGUGUGACAUCUGUGGGAAGAAGUACAAAUACUACAGCUGUUUCCAAGAGCACCGAGACCUGCAUGCAGUGGAUGUGUUUAGUGUGGAAGGGGCCCCCGAGAAUCGGGCAGACCCCUUCGACCAAGGUGUUGUGGCCACUGACGAGGUGAAGGAGGAACCCCCGGAACCAUUCCAGAAAAUCGGGCCAAAAACCGGCAAUUACACCUGUGAAUUCUGCGGGAAGCAGUAUAAGUACUACACGCCCUACCAGGAGCAUGUGGCCUUACACGCCCCCAUCAGUACCACCCCCGGGUGGGAGCCACCGGACGAUCCAGACACGGGUUCUGAGUGUUCACAUCCAGAGGUCUCCCCGUCUCCACGCUUCGUGGCAGCGAAGACCCAGACGAACCAGUCGGGGAAAAAAGCUCCGGCCUCCGUGGUCCGAUGCACCACCCUCUUACACCGCACCCCUCCAGCCACCCAAACCCAGACGUUCCGCACUCCAAAUUCGGGAUCUCCAGCAAGCAAGGCAACUGCAGCAGAAAGCGCUUUCAGUCGGAGAGUAGAAGGCAAAGCACAAAACCACUUUGAAGAGACCAAUAGCAGUUCCCAAAACUCCAGCGAACCCUACACCUGUGGCGCCUGUGGCAUCCAGUUCCAGUUCUACAACAACCUCUUGGAGCACAUGCAGUCCCAUGCAGCUGACAAUGAGAACAACAUGGCCUCCAACCAAUCUCGAUCACCAUCUGCUGUUGUGGAAGAGAAGUGGAAACCUCAACUGCAGAGGAACAGUGCCAAUAACACCACAACCAGUGGUUUAACACCCAACAAUAGCAUGAUCCCCGAGAAGGAGCGGCAGAACAUCGCAGAGCGGCUGCUGCGAGUCAUGUGCGCCGACCUGGGUGCGCUGAGUGUGGUGAGUGGGAAGGAAUUCCUGAAGCUGGCCCAGACCUUGGUGGACAGCGGUGCCCGCUAUGGGGCAUUCUCUGUCACUGAGAUCUUGGGCAACUUCAACACACUGGCGCUGAAGCACCUGCCACGCAUGUACAACCAGGUGAAGGUGAAGGUGACGUGUGCCUUGGGCAGCAACGCCUGCCUGGGCAUUGGCGUCACCUGCCACUCACAGAGCGUCGGCCCUGACUCCUGCUACAUCCUCACAGCCUACCAGGCCGAGGGCAACCACAUAAAGAGCUACGUGCUGGGUGUGAAGGGCGCAGACAUUCGUGACAGUGGAGACCUGGUGCACCACUGGGUGCAGAACGUGCUGUCGGAGUUUGUGAUGUCGGAGAUCAGGACGGUGUACGUGACAGACUGCCGGGUGAGCACGUCCGCCUUCUCCAAGGCCGGCAUGUGCCUUCGCUGCUCAGCCUGUGCCUUGAACUCAGUGGUGCAGAGUGUGCUGAGCAAGCGGACUCUGCAGGCCCGCAGCAUGCACGAGGUCAUUGAGCUGCUCAAUGUGUGCGAGGACUUAGCGGGCUCUACCGGCCUGGCAAAGGAGACCUUCGGGUCACUGGAGGAGACCUCACCACCGCCCUGCUGGAACUCAGUCACGGACUCGCUGCUGCUGGUGCACGAGCGCUAUGAGCAGAUCUGCGAGUUCUAUAGCCGGGCCAAGAAGAUGAACCUCAUCCAGAGCCUCAACAAGCACCUGCUCAGCAACCUGGCCGCCAUCCUGACACCAGUGAAGCAAGCAGUCAUCGAGCUGAGCAAUGAGAGCCAGCCCACCCUGCAGCUGGUGCUGCCCACCUACGUCCGUCUGGAGAAGCUCUUCACGGCCAAGGCCAACGAUGCAGGCACCGUCAGCAAGCUGUGCCACCUCUUCCUGGAGGCACUCAAGGAGAACUUCAAGGUGCACCCCGCACACAAGGUAGCCAUGAUUCUGGACCCGCAGCAGAAGCUGCGGCCCGUCCCGCCCUACCAGCAUGAGGAGAUCAUUGGCAAGGUCUGCGAGCUCAUCAAUGAGGUGAAGGAGUCCUGGACUGAGGAGGCCGACUUUGAACCCGCCACCAAGAAGCCCCGCUCUGCCACUGGUGAGAACCCCACAGCUCAGGAGGACGAUCGGCUUGGGAAGAAUGAGGUCUACGAUUACCUGCAGGAGCCCCUCUUCCAGGCCACCCCUGAUCUCUUCCAGUACUGGUCAUGUGUGACCCAAAAGCACACGAAACUCGCCAAGCUUGCCUUCUGGCUCUUAGCAGUCCCGGCAGUGGGGGCCAGGAGCGAGUGUGUAAAUAUGUGUGAACAGGCCCUUCUAAUCAAAAGGAGACGACUGCUAAGUCCAGAAGAUAUGAACAAACUCAUGUUUCUGAAAUCCAACAUGCUUUAAGACUUGACUUUAAGGAAGAAAAGAAGAAAAGAAAGGAAGAAAAGAAAA
Molecule: messenger RNA, 2843 nt
Organism: Trichechus manatus latirostris (Florida manatee)
Lineage: Eukaryota; Metazoa; Chordata; Mammalia; Sirenia; Trichechidae
Gene: ZNF618
Product: zinc finger protein 618
Exons: 14
Coding region: 24-2795 (923 amino acids)
Molecular function (GO): protein dimerization activity
Source: RefSeq, a predicted model, not a curated record